Molecule: messenger RNA, 648 nt
Organism: Penicillium verrucosum
Lineage: Eukaryota; Fungi; Ascomycota; Eurotiomycetes; Eurotiales; Aspergillaceae
Exons: 5
Coding region: 1-648 (215 amino acids)
Source: RefSeq, a predicted model, not a curated record
AUGGUUUUCUAUUUCACGUCGAAUGUCGUCGAACCGUCCGCCUUUAUUUAUGUCGGCAAGGACAAAUUCGAGAACGAGGAUCUCAUAAAAUAUGGAUUGGACAAUGAUGUCUGGGUCAGUCUUUCCCCCUCCGACUUGCGAUGUGCACACGUCUAUGUGCGCCUUCGAGAGGGCGAAACAUGGGACAACAUCGCCCAGCCGCUCCUAGAGGAUUGCGCCCAACUCACCAAGGCGAACUCCAUUGAAGGAAACAAGAAGGACAACAUCACCAUUAUCUACACACCAUGGUCAAACCUGAAGAAAGACGGGUCAAUGGCGGCCGGUCAAGUCACAUUCCAUAAUCACAAGCUGGUCCGCAAGGUCUAUGUGAAGCAGCGUGAAAACCCCAUUGUCAACCGGCUGAACAAGACCCGAGUCGAGAAAUACCCCGAUCUCCGAGCCGAGAAGGAAGAGGACGCGAAGAAGAAGCAGCGCGGUGACCGCAAGACCCGGGAUGAACAGCGUGCGAAGGAAAAAAAGAAGCAGCAAGAGUAUGAACAGCUCAAGUGGCAGAAAGAUCAUGCAUAUGAUGAUAUGUUCACGGAAGAUAAUCUGGAGGCCAGCAACAACCAGGACCGUGAUGAGGAUUUCCUCGACGAUUUCAUGUGA